Molecule: messenger RNA, 1990 nt
Organism: Amoebophrya sp. A25
Lineage: Eukaryota; Dinophyceae; Syndiniales; Amoebophryaceae
Source: the annotation of a GenBank genome assembly
AUGGCUUCUUCCGAAAUUGACGAGCUUAAGCGUCUCGUCGCGAAUCUUCGGCAAGAAAACGCGGUUCUGCGGCAGAAGAUUCAGCAUGGAGAUAAUACAAGCAGUAUUGAUGUUCCGGAUACUGCCGAGCGGCCGCAGAUGAAUACUGCCGACAACGGAGUAGAGGACGGGGAAAAUGACGAGGCCUGGUUCCGCUUUUGGCCGCGAGCCUUGUGGUUAGUCGGUCUUCUAGCACUGCAGUCAACGUCAUCCUUUGUGCUCGCAAGCUUCAAAGAGCUGAUCGAAAGACACCCUUCAAUCGUCUAUUUCUUGACGAUGCUGGUCGGAGCUGGAGGUCCUAAAGCCUAAAUUCUUACUGCUUGUUAAGCGGCGAUGGGCACCAUGACAGUGUAGAUCAUUGACGAGUUGCUUCUUCCGUUACCAGAGACCCCUUGUGGUUGUGCAUGUUCUUGGAUUAAUGUUGUCACCUACAACUGCAACGACACCUCGAUAUCAAUCAUCACUACAGGCAAUGCAGGCGGACAAGCGGUUGUCUAUGCUGUGCGUCGAUUAGCCCUUCGGCAACAGGUCGACACCUGGCACCAGUGUAAAAUCGGGCUGUUGUUGGCCGUAUUUCUCGCCAUCGCCACAGGUGUCAGGACUGCUGUUCAACGGAUAACGUCCUUCUAUACCGGUGUUGCGCUUUCGUCGGCGAUGUUCUUCAUCGUGUUCUUAUGUUGACUUGGUGCAGUUUCAUUAGGUCCUUUCGAGUUUUAAGGUUGAAAUAGAUCAAGCUUUGCAACAAGUUUUAGCCAAGAAACCGCAGCUCUACCCAGUGAAUUCGUUGUAGACCCGCUUUCAUACUUCUUCGCCGUAACGUUUGGCACGCUUCUCCCGCAGAUAUUUCAUCGGCUGAAAAUUGACCCUGCGCAUGCGAGUGCUACGAUUCAAGUGGCCAUGGACAUUAUCGGCAUUACCAUAGUGUGCAUUGUGGCGACGCUCGUUUACGAAAUCUUCGAACAGACUGAAGAUACCGACACGGACAUAAACGGGCAAGACUGGCAGGAUCAUGAACUACAUGGAGGUUUCUCAACAUCUUCAGGUUCUUUACCGCUUACAGCGCAGACACUAGCUACUUCAAGAGCGAAUGAGGUAGCAACUGGAGCAGGUCUUCAUCAUCACUAUGCAGCUUCAUCAUCAGGUCAAUAUCGCGUUGAUCAUAGUUUUGAUAGGAGAUAUAAUACGCACGGAGGAGGAGGAGCGCAUCCAUUGCAGAAUUCUCAACUAGGUCAUAGUCCUGGACGAGAUGGAGUACCGGAGCAUGACGUGGCGGCAACCAUCUCGCCACUGUAUGCAGGAUAUUUCGAGAGGGGGCCUCCCACUUUUCCCACUUUCUCACCUGCUGCGGCAAUAGAGAGUUAGCGGAUUCUCGGUCAUUUGUCAGCACAUAGACAGAAUUUUCGAUUCGCCUCGACACCAUAUUCAUUGGAAGCUUGUUUGCAUUCAAUGAUUUAGCAUAAAUUGAAACCAAUACCAAACUUUGUUUUUCAAUUUUGACUUGCAUCUGGCACUAGUGUGUAGGCUGAAAAAUAUUGCUUGAUCUCGUCCUUAUGCUGUACUGGUAACCGUCGAUCCCCGUAUAUUCUAGGUAGAAAUUGUCUCUAGCAGCAAAAAGUGAACGCUCCUGAAAAAAUGUCGCGAGAAUGCACAGAAAGAUGAAAAGGGGAAGUCAUCAUGGUCGUGUCAAAGAUCAGAAUGCUAUGCUAGCUUGUCGUCAUCGACAUGAAAGAAGCAGAACGUCCAAAGUGAUCUCCAAAAGAGCUACUAUCUAACGCUACUGUGUUCGUACAAGAAGAAUAGAACGAGAAGAUCGACGAAUAUGAAUAUUUAUGUUUAUAUCUUCAUUCUCGUCAGGAGAUGAGGGACAGGGAGGCGAAGAAGUAGGAGAUGGCCUCAAUCAAAGUGAAGAUCACUCGUAGUUGCUAGCCCACAGAAAAUAAGUAGAUCGAGA